UGCCCCUGUCUGUUACGUGGUAGUUUUAUUAGUAUAUAUAGAUGGUCGGUAAGCUGAGAAGCUGUAUUACACAGCGGUAGCCGGUGGAAUCCAAAACCAAUCAGAAAUGCUGAGCCUUCUAGCCCUCGUUUGCUUCAUUGCCUGCGCUGUUGCGUAUCCUGGCUAUUCAGACCAUUAUCCAGACACUUAUGACGGAUACAGCAAAGACCAUUAUUCAGACACUUACAGCAAAUACGACGAAGGCUAUGGUGCAGGCUACAGCGACUACUACCCAAAGCAUUAUGGGAUAAUCCACAGAGGAAGAAGUAGUGGUGGUUUCGGUGGUGGAUCUGCCUCUGCCGCUGCUGCUGCAUCUGGUCUUCGUGGUUUUGGUGGAAUUGGUGGAGGAUCAGCCGCUGCCGCUGCUGCCGCCGCUGCCUCUCGCUUUGGUGGUCUUGGAGGAGGAUCAGCAGCUGCCGCUGCUGCCGCCGCUGCCUCUCGGUUUGGUGGUCUUGGAGGAGGAUCAGCCGCUGCCGCUGCUGCCGCCGCUGCCUCUCGCUUUGGUGGUCUUGGAGGAGGAUCAGCAGCUGCCGCUGCUGCCGCCGCUGCCUCUCGCUUUGGUGGUCUUGGAGGAGGAUCAGCAGCUGCUGCUUCUGCCGCUGCUGCUGGAAAUGCCGCGGCCGCUGCCGCCGCCGCCGCUGCUGCUAACAAUGUAGCAGUAGGACCAAUCAUACAGCCCACUUAUGGCUUCCCAAGCUUUGGAUUAUUUGGACUAGGAGGAGGUGCUGCAGCCGCCGCUGCUGCCGCUGCUGCUGGACAGGGUGCUGCCGCUGCUGCCGCUGCAGCUGCUGGACAGGGUGCCGCUGCUGCAGCCGCUGCCGCAGCUGGACAGGGUGCCGCUUCCGCUGCAGCUGCUGCCGCUGCUUCUAGAUUCUAUACUAUAUAUGGUGGAAUGGGUGGAAUGGGUAGUGGAAUGGGUGGAAUGGGUGGAAUUGGAUUGGGACCAUUUUCCAGUGGGUUCAACUUUGGAGGUGGAUCUGCUGCUGCUGCUGCUGCCGCAGCUGCCGGGCAAAAUGCUGCCGCUGCUGCAGCUGCAGCUGCUGCUAAUGGAGGUGCUGCCGCUUCUGCUGCAGCCGCUGCUUCUGGUGGAUUUGGUGGUAUGAGAGGAAGUUUUGGCGGUCUUAUCGGUGGUAGUUCUGGCGGUAGUAUGAUGGGUGGUAUUGGCGGUAGACGUGGCGGUCACAAAAAAACAAAGGUAUUUCUAUGAACGAUUAGAAAAUUUGAAUAAAAUCAUUUAUCAUGAGUAGAAGUAAUGUAAAUGAUGUUUUUUCUUUUCUUUUUUAGGUGUAUUAAAUUGAAGAGAAUACCGAAAGUUUGAUCAGUUGUAUCAUUUGUAUAAUGAAUGAAAAACUCUU
Messenger RNA from Ostrea edulis (European flat oyster), 1394 nucleotides. RefSeq names its product spidroin-1-like. Bases 107 to 1246 code for a protein of 379 amino acids. NCBI's taxonomy places the organism in Eukaryota, Metazoa, Mollusca, Bivalvia, Ostreida, Ostreidae. The record is from RefSeq and is a predicted model, not a curated record. The transcript is spliced from 2 exons.